Molecule: messenger RNA, 1037 nt
Organism: Hibiscus syriacus
Lineage: Eukaryota; Viridiplantae; Streptophyta; Magnoliopsida; Malvales; Malvaceae
Product: EID1-like F-box protein 3
Exons: 1
Coding region: 91-960 (289 amino acids)
Source: RefSeq, a predicted model, not a curated record
CUGAUAUUUAGCCGUUUAGGUUCGUUUCAGUACCAUCGCUGUCUGGAUCGGUCUGAUUUUCAGUGUUCUGUUCUGCUCCCCAUCCAAAUAAUGAGUGCCACCCAAAGACGCAGACAUAAUGAUGAAUCCGAGUUGGAUGACUCGGGGAUACUAAACGAGCGAAUUCUCCUACUCGUCUUUGAGUCAAUAAAAUGGGACUUACAGGUCCUCUGUUUAGUUUCUUCUGUGAACCACAAGCUUCGAGCUAUAGGGAAGCGGAUUCUAUGGAGAAAGCUCUGCGUGUUUCGAGCACCGCGGAUGGUUGCAGCAUUGGCAAACGGUGCCCCCAAUGGAAGAAUUGGUGGCGGAUGGGAUGCGCUCGCGAAGCUCAUGUUUUUCUGCAGCGGUUGUGAGUCAACUCGUCAUUUCAAAGUGAGUCGGCCUACUCCGGGUCAUUUCGCCCGAUCUUCUCGGUUUUCCAAGACGUCGGGUCGGAGCUUCUUGGCGAAAAGGUGCCGGAGUGAUUUGUUGUUCAUAAGUGAUCCGUGCGAGCAUCCAGUGGGAGGUAACGAAGACCAUCUGGGAAUAUACCGAGGGAUAUUUCGGGGAUUCAUGAGAUCCAAGACGAGAGCUUGCUUGAUCGGACGGCAAGUAGCUUUUGAAGAGAGCGUGAGGUGUCCUUAUUGCGGCACCCGAGUCUGGAGCAUGACGGCGGCUCGGCUCGUCCCCAAGAGCGCGGCUGGACGGCUCGGGUCAGGCGACCGACGGCUGGAGUAUUUCGUUUGUGUGAACGGGCACUUGCAUGGGGCUUGCUGGCUCAUACCUCUGUCGUCCGAUGAAGAAGUUUGCGACGAUGGAAGCGAUGAAGAUCUGGACGGCGAUGAUGAGAUCGACAGGGACGCGUGUAGCCAUCAGACGGUGACAGACGGAAGCUCGAGCUCCUUAGGGGAAGAUGUUUCAGGAGGUGGAUCCAUCGAUUAAUUGCUAUUUGCUAAACUUGUAAGUACACAAUUUUUGCGCGUAUUUUAAGGAAGAAAGAGAGAGUAGCGGAUCACAUU